UGUACAUCAUCAACAUUCUCAAGAUGGCGCUGCGCAGUCAGGCGGGUGGAAGGAACGCGCUUCGUUUUGAAGACGAUGACCUGGCUACUCACUCAUCACUUGAGCAGGAAAAGGUGGAGGAGUCGGUAGAGCAGCUCUACUCCAACUUCCACAGGAGGUCAGAUGGGGACGCUGACCCGGUUCUACACAGGGAGAAACACCUGUCAUACUUGAAGAAGGGACUCAGACACCUGUCCGAUGCGUAUGAGUGCCUGGAUGCCAGCCGACCAUGGUUGUGUUACUGGAUCGUCCAUGGUCUGGAGUUGCUAGAAGAACCCAUCCCAGAAGAAACAGUCACAGAUAUUGCACAGUUCCUGUCAGCGUGCCAACAUCCAAAUGGUGGAUUUGGAGGUGGCCCCGGACAGCUGGCGCACCUGGCUCCGACAUAUGCAGCUGUCAACGCCCUGUGUAUCCUGGGUACAGAGGAGGCCUAUAACGUCAUUGACAGACCCAAGCUGCAGAGGUUCCUCCUGAGUGCCAAGAGACCAGACGGAGCGUGGAUCAUGCACCAGGGAGGGGAGGAGGAUGUACGGGGUGCGUACUGCGCUGCCUCCGCUGCCACCCUCACCAACAUCAUCACACCUGAGAUGUUUGAGGGCACACCGGAGUGGAUAGUCAGAUGUCAGACCUAUGAAGGAGGUAUAGCUGGUGUCCCAGAGAUGGAAGCCCACGGUGGUUACACGUUCUGUGGGUACGCAGCCUUGGUCAUGCUGGGCAGGGAGAGACUCAUAGACACCAAGAGUUUACUGAGAUGGACUGUCAACAGACAGAUGAGAUUAGAAGGUGGUUUCCAGGGUCGGACCAACAAGUUAGUUGAUGGCUGCUACUCCUUCUGGCAGGCCGGGACCCUCCCCCUGCUGCACAGGGUGCUGAUGAUGGAGGGUGACGAAGCACUCAGUAAAGAAUCCUGGAUGUUCCAUCAAGGUGCCUUACAGGAGUAUGUCCUUAUCUGCUGCCAGUUCAUCUCAGGGGGACUCAUAGACAAGCCUGGCAAGGCCAGGGACUUCUACCACACCUGUUACUGUCUGAGUGGCUUGUCUAUAGCCCAACACUUCAUCGGAGGGAAAUACAACCAUAGCCACGUCUUGGGUCCUACUCAGAAUGAACUGCAUGCCACCCACCCAGUAUACAACAUCAGUCCAGAGGCCGUGGUCCAAGCCAACUCAUACUUCGGUGUUCUCCCAGUCCCAUCUCCAAACUCCGCCGCCUGAACAUCCUUCGACCAGUCCUGUAGAGUCAGCUUUGAGAUUUGACCAGACAACAUUCCCUGUCUGUGUAAUAUACAUGUAUGUUCACUAAGAUGGCAACUAGGCCAGUUCUCUUCACUUGCCUGGGUCUCAUUAGUGUACUAUAGAUGUUUUAUUUGAAUAUAUCAGGGCUUGAAAUACAUUGUACUGGGUACUCUCUUGUGCACCUAAGAUUUGAGCUGUGCACUUAAUAUUUGAAUGUUAGUGCACUGGUGCCCUAAAUUUUUAUGUAAGGUUACGUAUGUAAAGAUAUUUGUAUGAUUGUACACUCAGUACACGGCAUAUAUUUGACUGUCAAAAAAAUAGGUAUUAGAUGUUGAGUCCAUUGUAAAUUUGAAUGCUAGAAACUAUA
Molecule: messenger RNA, 1638 nt
Organism: Branchiostoma floridae (Florida lancelet)
Lineage: Eukaryota; Metazoa; Chordata; Leptocardii; Amphioxiformes; Branchiostomatidae
Product: protein farnesyltransferase subunit beta-like
Exons: 14
Coding region: 24-1250 (408 amino acids)
Biological process (GO): protein farnesylation
Cellular component (GO): protein farnesyltransferase complex
Molecular function (GO): protein farnesyltransferase activity
Source: RefSeq, a predicted model, not a curated record